AUGUUGAAGUCAAUAACUUUAAUGGCUCUGUUCUCAGUAAGUAUGGCUGAGAAACACUAUCAUCAUGCCAGCAAGACUCACGAGCAUGGACACAAAAAUAAAACUUUGGUACCUACUUUGAAUGUCCUUGAUACCUAGCCAUUACCCUCUACAGUUGAUGACGCUAAGCCUAAGCAAGAUAGCUAAACUCCAAGUCAGUCUUCCAACUAAUUCCUCGCAAAUGAUGUCAAAUCAUGGUUUGAUUAGAGAAAAGAUUCUUGCCCUGGAAUAGUCAAAUGCUAAGAUUGCGCCUUCAGUGAGUGCUCAUGUGGUGAACCUAAAAGCACUUGCCCAUCUGGCUCCCUUGAAGCAAAUGAAUAGUGCUUUAAAAACAACUUUGAAGCCUACAACUAAAGAGCAUUCAAUCUUGGAGAGGGUGAAUACAAUUUCACUGCAUCUGAUGGUUGUCUCACAGCUGUUAAUAUAGCAUUUGAUCUCCUACCAGGUUAGACUGAGGGUUUAUAGUUCAUAAACAAGCUAGAUAAAAAUAUAGACAUGAAAAUUGAUGUCCCUGAAUUGAAAACACUCAAGCUAUUCGAACUAACAUAAGGUACAGCAAAUGACAUUUCAACAUAUAAAUUGACUUAAUUAGACGACAAGGUGAUUAAACUUAACUUAAAGCCAGAUGAAUCAAAGUCAUACUAUCUCUACGAUUGUGAUAAAUCGAGAACUGAGACAACUACCUUAAAGCUAAAGGCUGAAAGAAAGUUUGGAAUUAUAGGGCUUCAAGCUAUGGCUGGAAUCUUCCUCACAGUUGUUGCAUUAUUUACAAGUAUGGCUUGA
This is a messenger RNA of Stylonychia lemnae, 822 nucleotides long. The record is from the annotation of a GenBank genome assembly. NCBI's taxonomy places the organism in Eukaryota, Ciliophora, Spirotrichea, Sporadotrichida, Oxytrichidae.